AUGGCGAUUCUACCACCCCCCGCCCGCCGCCGCCAGCACCGCCGCUACGAUACAGCGACGGACAGCGACGCCUCCGCACGGCGUCGAUCAAUAACACCGUCGUUGGCGACGCCGGCGUCGAGAGCGUCGUCGCGCUUACAAGGGAUCGGCGGCGCGACGCGAGGCGUCGCGUUAUCCGCGACGAGAGCCGUUACUCCGAGCGUCGUCGGCGGUGCAGCGGCGCAGCAGCGGCAAUCCAGUGCGAAUUUCCUGCGUGAGAAUAACGUACGGCAACGGGCAUGUGAUUUGGGACAGUCCCGUCGUGAUUUAUCACAAACGAGGGACACACGUCCGGCAACGACGGGAGAGAGGCUAGUGCCGAAUCGUCGAGGUCCCACCCACGACAUGGCCAAGAACGUAGGGGAGAGUCGGAUACCUGUUCCACGGGCAGCGCGGCCGUCGUUCUUCCCGAAAUCGAGAGUACUCGAGGCGUCGAGGCUCCUGACGGGAAGUCGCCGUUCAACGAUCUUCUCGGGAUGCUUUCAGUUUAACAGUGAGGACGAAUCCCCUACUACGCGGGACAAGUUCUCGGAAUUCGCAACGUCUACGCCCAAUAUCAAAGCUGAUUCGACGACAGAUCAGACAUUCUCGUUAUCACCCGCAUGGGACAUCGACAAGAACGAUGUGCAACAAUUGGUACAUCUCAGCGAGGAGAAAAGUAGCUUGUUCAGGCUACUGGAAGAUUCUCAGCUGAGCAUGAUCGAGGAUAAGGCAUUUCUUGUAGACUCGAGCCUAGGUAGUUAUAGUGAUGCGAGUGCAACGCCGCAUUAUUUGAUGCUAAACAAACAGAACUCCUUCGAGCACGACGAGAGUCUCGGUAUAUUGACGCCGGACCAGAUGACCGAUUUCACAGUGGCACUGGAAUGCUCCAGGACACCAUCCUGCGAGAAUCUCACUGGAUCGGCCGGCUCGAAAUUGGCAUUGACCCGAGCGUCCGGUUCGACGAGGCCACUGAUAGACGUGGAACCCGCGGAGGAGGGUUGUACCGAGAGAACACCCUCGCCACUCGAAGAAUUGCCACUCGAUCCUAAACCCGUGGAACCGAUCAGAGGUAACGCCGUGCCGGUGAGCUUUGUCACAUCAGUCACGAGCAUUACUAGUCUCGAAGCGGGCUACCAGGGAGACGGCGAAAAUUCGAGACCGGCUAGCCGCGGCGCGGAUCCACCAUCCAUGGCGGUACCGCCGGUCAACCUUCCCGCACCCUGUCGCCAGGAUCCGAUGACCGACUCGGAUUUUUUUACCGAAAGCGAUGCCGACGCGCACGAAGAGAUUGUGCGGGGCGACAGGAAGGCACAAGUGAUCGAUGGCACGCUGUUCUGCGCACCGGGCGAACGUGUAUGUCCCAGCUUCACCGGGGAGGAGAUGGACUCGAGUGGAAUUUACUCGGACUUGGACAAGUUACAAGCGCCUGGUGAGCAAGCACCGGAAGAGAACGAUGAUCAUACCCCCGAUACCGGAGAUACCGAGCUUUCCCAAAGAAGUCAACCCUCGCCCAUCGCGGCGAACGUUAUUAUGGAUUAUUUGCAAAAUCCUGUAAAUACAUCGGAUGAAACAAACAAAGUGAAUGAUACGACGACCUCUACCGGAACUACCAUUAUUGAAAAAGUUGAGAAGAACGAAAACAUCAGGUCUAAACCACAGAAUAAGGCCGAUACAGUGCCUUUAAAAAAAUAUAAAAUGCCGAAAAGAAACGUUGUCUCGAAGAUCAAAGCAAUGAUCGAGUCGUCUUCGAAAGAUGAUGCGGAAAAAGAAGCGCGACGUUCUCAAAGAUCAACUAGAAAGGGUGGGCGCUGGGAUGCCGUGAUGAAUAAAAUAGAAGCUGGUAAAAAUGAGCAGAGAACGAGGUGCGCUAGGAAAGAAGUAAAAUCGCGAGUAUUACAAAAUCUCACUUUAUCACCUUCCGCAAGACCAACGUUAAAGAAAGCCGGCGAUGCGAACAACAAUAAUAAUAAAGACAAGCGGAGAAUGCGUGGCUGGCAAGAAAUGAAAUCACCGACGCAGGAAACGGCGAGGAGUUCCGUUCGUAGUUCCAUGAGCGAUCUCAGUAGUGGUCCAAGUAAAGAUAUACCAAAGAGAUCGCCGACGUCCGCGAACCCGCCCCGGAGAUUCGUCUCAAAUGGCCAUGCUAAUCAUCAUCCGGUCCGCGUCAACAGUUUCGACGCGAAGAAGAAUUGCAUCGACGUGGCGACGGUGGAACUCGAGAAGAGCCCGCCGUUGGCGCGAAAGCCCGCAAUAACGAGGAAAUUAGCGGCCAACGUCAUUGUGAAGCAAAAAUCCACCGCAGCGUCGAUAAAAGAUCGUGAGUCCAAGGAGACUCAUCACAACAACACCUUCACGGUGAGGACGUCGCCGGAGACGCGCGACCAGGCCGCGCAGACCAGCGUGCCCUACGUGGAUUUCCGCACGGAACAAGUGGAACGUGCCGCACAGGCGCUCGCGGUGAGCGUACACUACUUGGCGUUCGAGCUGGAUGCGUUCGCCACUCCUAAGCUGAAGAAGGAUUUCGAGAAGCUGAAGGCCGACUACGAGGAGAUGAAGAACGAGCGGUCGGCCCUUCUCUCGGAGAUCGACGUUUUGCGCGCGAGAUGCGUCAGCAUGGAGGAGAGACUCGAGGCGGAGACGGAGGACCAUCGUAAAGCUCUGGAUCAGCUUCGCGAUGAGCUGGAAGCCCACAGAGUGAAACAGGUCGCCACGCUUGUCGAAACUUUGAAAGAAGAAAGGCGCAAGUACGACGUCAGGCUAGACGAAGUCACAAGAGAGCAUCGCGCGACAAUUGCGAAAUUACGUGCCGAACAGAUCAACGAGCUAGCUCGCAAAGAGGAGAUGAGAAGAUCCGUGGUUCACGAUCAAGGUGCCGCACUGAUGGCAGAAAUCGAAUCGCUAAGAUCCGUGCUCGAACUGAAGAGCCAAGAAAACGCGGCCCUUCGAUCCGAGCUCGACAGUUACAGACGUGAUAUCGAGGAAAAGGAUGCCUUACAAGUGCGACUCGAUAUGGCGGAAGCCAGAUGUGAGGACUUGAAGGCUCAGCUUCAGCGAAAGGAGUCCUUCGAACGGCAAAUCUCGCACGAGAAUGAAAUGCUUCACGAAUCGAUUCAUCAGGUCUCGAAGCACAAUAAGCGAUUGUCGCAACGGAACGAAGAGCUACAAUGGAAGCUGCGAAAUAAAAACGAUUGGGUGAGCGUUCUUGCAAAUCAGCUGACUCCACGGUCGACCCGAUCCGCAGGCCCGGAACAAUCAGAUCACAGCUAUUCGCUCGAUAAAAAUGGUGCGCACUCAUCGUCGAUGAAGUUUAUGGUUGAAAAAGGCGCUUCUGUCUCUUGGACAUUAGAGAUCGACGAUCUGUCGAAAGGAUCUUCUGACUCGCUUAGCACAUUACCGAAAGUAGCUAGAUCAUCCGAGGGUGCGAUGACGGUUUCUAGGCAAGGAUCGCUCAGAUUGACGCCGAACACUAGACCCAUGGAUACCAGAGCGAGAUCGAAGAGUAUCUCUACUACGUGCGAUUCAGCGCGGGCCGCAGCAGUGGAGGAGGCAGCCGCAUGGUCACCGUCAUUCAUGUCGACGCCAAUUUCACGACGACGUCCUAGAAAGGAACAAUCGUCACCCUCCUCGUCAUCUUCUUCAUCGUCUUCCACAUCAUCCGCGACACCGACUGUGAAUUCUGCAGUGGCCGCCGCGGUAGCGGCAGCUGCGGCAGCAGCAGCGGCGGCGGCGGAUGAUUGCAAUGUCGGCAGCGGUCAGAGACCUCAAGAAGCUGGCGGGGAAGCGAUGAUCUCCGAGGAAACUUCGGCGUCCAGCAGCGAGGACGAGUCGUCCACCGGUAGCGAUAUCCCCCGGCUGGGAAUACAGUUUGCUUGGGGCAAGCCGAUCAAGUAACACCCGAGCGAACGAUCGCGGCCUGCUAUUACCUGUCUACGCGUUCCUUCUCCCGCGUAACAGCGCUAUCUCGAAUCGCGAAUUAUCGUACGGCCGCUAUCUUUGUUCUCUUGCCUACAAUGGAGUCGUUUCUCGACGUGCAUUCAUUGCAGAUCUUCGUUGAUCAUUCCCCUUCGUCCGUUUGCAGAUAUAUUUACGUUUCGUAUUAUGUAACCGCGUCUCUUAUAUUUUAUUUUUAAUUUCAACUGAGACACCCGGCUGAUAUUCGAAGCGAGAGGAGUUAUUAUGUUUUGCGUCUUAAAGUAAACGUGCUGCGCGAUCCAUGCGAUUCAUGCGACUCCGGAAUAAUAAUGUUGUGAGUUAGAGAGAUGUUUAAGAAUGAAUUCCACGAUGUAUUUUA
Pogonomyrmex barbatus (red harvester ant) is the source of this 4312-nucleotide messenger RNA. RefSeq names its product toucan (gene toc). Lineage: Eukaryota; Metazoa; Arthropoda; Insecta; Hymenoptera; Formicidae. The record is from RefSeq and is a predicted model, not a curated record. Gene Ontology annotation, cellular component: cytoplasm; nucleus. Gene Ontology annotation, molecular function: microtubule binding.